Messenger RNA from Harpegnathos saltator (Jerdon's jumping ant), 2076 nucleotides. RefSeq names its product odorant receptor 2a-like. The transcript is spliced from 4 exons. Lineage: Eukaryota; Metazoa; Arthropoda; Insecta; Hymenoptera; Formicidae. Gene Ontology annotation, cellular component: plasma membrane. Gene Ontology annotation, molecular function: odorant binding; olfactory receptor activity. Gene Ontology annotation, biological process: sensory perception of smell; detection of chemical stimulus involved in sensory perception of smell. The coding region runs from base 160 to 1671 and encodes 503 amino acids. The record is from RefSeq and is a predicted model, not a curated record.
UCAAAUGUUCUUCCCACUCUCGGCUUAUAAAAGCAGGAAUAAAUGUCUAAAAAACUAAAUAUCUAAAAACAUUGAUAAAUUGUGCACACGUGCGCACUUUCCUACCUCUUGCUAUUUCGCACACGUUAUUUGUUUCCAAAAGACAAUUGUAUUAAUUAUAUGACACGUAUAAAAAAACAUGAUACCGCACGAUCGGUUUUAUAUGCCCCCGGGGGACAAUCCGUGUGCGUGAUCGCACGCAACUGUAGCAAUUUUUUUCCUACGGCAAAAUCGAUUUUUCCACCGUGUGUAUGUCUUCGUUUUCCCUUCCCGUCUAAAACCAUUUGUCGUGGUCAUGCGCAAUUCUUUUUCACUGCUAUCACACUCGUCAACGUGCGGCAGUCGCUGUCGCGCCAUCGAGACGAUAACAUGGCCAAAAUUACUACCAUCCCUUGGUCUAAUGUAAACUGCGAAAAGGACAUCGUCGACGCGUUGGUGUGGAGCAAAUGGAUACUGCGAAUACUCGGGAUCUGGCCGUUGGUAUUUCCAGUCACCUCGAGGGUCGAGAAGAUCCUAGCGACGACCUCGUUCGCGCUGUCCUGGUCCGCGCUCGGCUUCCUCUUGAUACCCAUAGCCAUCUUCACUCUCUCAGAUCACACGGUGACGAACGACAAGGUGAAGAUGCUGGGUCCGCUGGGCCAUGUGCUCAUCUCGAUGUUGAAGUAUCUGUUCUUAGUAGUUCGUCAUAAAAGCAUUCGACAGUGCAUCCGCGGCCUGAGUUUCGAUUGGCGCGCGGUCCAGCGAGAGAAUUACCGAACGAUUAUGAUGAAAGACUCGAUGAAGAGCCAUAUGCUAUCCAAGUUCUGUAUAGCGUUUAUGUAUUGCGGGGGCCUCUCUUAUGUCACAGUUAUGCCGUUCUUGUCACAAAAACCAGAUGGUGAGAAGAAUGCUACCGUCGGCCCGGUGCCGUAUCUUGGUUUUGAUAUCAUUUUCGACUUGCGCUUCGUACCGGGUUACGUGUUUGUCUUUUGCAUGCAAUGCUUCUCCGCUGUCGUGAUGUUCAACAUCACCACGGCGGUGUAUUGCUUAGCUGCCAUGUUCGUGGCACAUGCAUGUGGCCAAAUCGAAAUCGUGAUGGCGCGAGUGGAAAGUUUCAUGAAAGAUGUACAGAGUAAUCGUAUAAAUUCUGAGCAUUGUAUGGCGGUUAUUGUGAAACACCAUGUGAAGGCGUUAAGAUUUUCAGCCAGCAUCGAGAAUAUCUUAAGUGAGAUAUGUCUGGUAGAAGUUGUGGGAUCAACAUUGAUAAUAUGCUUGCUGGAAUAUUACUUCCUUAUGGAAUGGCAAAACAGCGAUAGCAUUGCAAUCCUGGCAUAUUCUUUUCUGUUGACGUCAUUCGUCUUUAACAUAUUCAUAUUUUGUUACAUCAGUGAACUAUUAACGGACCAGUACAGUAAGGUGGGAUACACUUUUUACAAGAUCGAUUGGUAUCUUUUACCGGGGAAAAUUGCACUCGAUUUCACGUUGAUGAUCAGCAUGUCUCACCAUCCGAUAAAGAUUACUGCCGGGAAAUUAAUCAGCCUCUCGUUCACUAGUUUUGGUGCCGUAAGUAUAAUACAAUGUUACUUCAAAGACUUCAAACACGUUCAAAACAUCUUAUGCAUGUUUCGUUACAUUAUGAUUCAUAGGUUCUGAAAACUUCGGUCGCGUAUUUAAACUUGCUGCGAACCGUCGUUUAAUGCAUACAAAAGGUAACUCGACUUAAUCCAUACAUGAUAACAACAGAUAAAUUAAUAUUCAACGUAUCCUCUCUGCCAAGAAGAUUUAUACAGCAUAAAUGUCUCCCGAGAUAAAAAUAUAUAAUAUAUGCAUUCAAUAAAUUAUUAUGUGCACGAAUAUCAAAUGAACGCCAUAUUAUAUACAGAGUCGCGUCUUUAGCUUCGCGAGUAAUCAAAUGAUUUUUAGAUAACAUCAACAUUACAGUUAUAUAAUGUUAUAUAUUAUUCACGUGUUGUAGCUAUGAAAUCUAUAGUGGAAUAUAUUAUAUAUUUCGAAAGUAUAAAGCCCUCGUUCAUCUUUUUUUUGAUAUAUUAAAUUUAA